CCUUUGAUUAGAGGCCCAUGAGGUCCUACUAGCAGGUGACCUGGUGCCAUUUCAUCUGGUGCCCUGGAGGUCUUUUCCAUUUCAAGGGGCUUGGAAUCUGGAAAAUAUCUUUAUUUCUUAUGUUAGAAAUUGAAGCAAGCAUUCGUAUCCCUUGAGCCUAGGCCUUUUUGUUCCUUGGCUGGUCUGGCUGUGCCUUGGGUAGAUAUGACCUCUGGUGUUUCAUGCUUUCAUCUGAACUGACAAGAGGGAUGCGGGCUUCAAAAAAUCAUUAUGGGGGGCACCUGGGUGACUCACUUGGUUAAAUGUCGGACUCUUGAUUUCAGCUCAGGUCAUGAUCUCGAGGUUCGUGAGGUCAAGCCCCGCAUCGGGCUCUGCGCUGACAGUGUGGAGCCUGCUUGGGAUUUUCUCUCUCUUCCUCUCUCUGCCCCUGCCCCUGCCCCUGCCCCUGCUGUGUGUGCUCUCUCUCUCGCUCUGUCUCAAAAAAAAAAAAAAAAAAAAAAAAUUAUUAUCCCCGUUUGGCAGUAUUUCCUUAGGGUGGGUACUACUGGGUCUAGAGAGGAGACCGUGGGUCUAGCAUCAUGGCAUCUUUGGUGCUCGGUACCAGGUGCGUGUUGCCAAGAAGGACCGCACGGGUCACCCACUCAGCCGUGUGGGUUGGCAGGCGAAAGUGUCUCCUCUCCUAGGCCUUGCUGACAUAGGGAACUGCGAUCAGGCCUCCUUGCUGAUGGAAGAUAUAAGCUGAUGUUUUCAAAGCCCAUUUCAAAUAAGGUGGUCAGAAGUGAGCCCCACAGGUGUCUGGGGACACGCUGUCCAGGCCUCAGAACAGCCUGAGAGAAGCCAAAGGCAGCCACGUGAUUGGCUUGUUUGCAGGCCGGUGGGUCCUCAUCACAUCUACCUUUCUAAUCAAUGCUGUCUAGACCUGUCCCCUAUGGAAAAUAGAAGCAUGAUUGAGGACAAAUAGAUCUGGAGUUGUUGAAGUUGGUAGAAUCAUCUGUGGGUAAGUAGGGCCCUGCUUUCCCAGCUGCAAGAUCAAAACUCGGUUGCCAAGCAAGUUCCUGCAGUGUUUACCCAGUGAAGGGAAAACACUGAACCUUCCCCUUUAGCCACUGCCUUCCCCUGUUACCUUUCAGCCUUUGUUUGCUUUCUGAUGGUUUCCAAAUCUCUGAAGCUUCUAGAAAUUUCUUCCUGGACUUCUUUGCUUGUUACAGCCCCACCUAUGCCAAUUCCCUUUGCUUGUUGAAAUCUGUUUUCUGUUUCUGCUGGAGAACUUCACUGCACCGGGAAGUCUGACUUCUGAGCUAUUUACGUCCUUGAGGCCCAACUUAAAUAUCUCCAAUGGCUAACGAGGCUCAUCCUUGUCUGUGUGACAUUGGCCAUAAGAUAGAGUAUGGAGGGAUGGGGCGCGAAGUUCAAGUCGAGCACAUCAAGGCUUAUGUCACCAAACCCCCCUUCGACACGGGCAAGGCUGUGAUCGUCAUUCAAGACAUAUUUGGCUGGCAGUUGCCCAAUAGCAGAUACAUGACUGACAUGAUCGCAGGAAAUGGAUACACAGCCAUCCUUCCAGACUUCUUUGUGGGGCAAGAACCCUGGCAGCCUUCUGGGGACUGGUCCACCUUCCCGGACUGGUUGAAAACAAGAGACGCCAGAAAGAUCGACAGAGAGGUCGAUGCUGUCUUGAGGUUUCUGAAACAGCAGUGUCACGCCCAGAAAAUCGGCGUCGUGGGAUUCUGCUGGGGCGGAGUGGCUGUCCAUCACGUGAUGAUGAAAUACCCAGAAUUCAGGGCAGGGGUGUCCGUCUACGGCAUCAUCAAGGAUUCUGAAGAUGUGCACAGUUUGAAGAACCCCACGUUGUUCAUUUUUGCCGAAAAUGAUGCUGUGAUUCCUCUUGAGCAAGUCUCUUUGCUGACCCAGAAGUUGAAAAAACACUGCAAAGUGGAAUAUCAAAUUAAAACAUUUUCUGGGCAAACCCAUGGCUUCGUGCAUCGAAAGAGAGAAGAUUGUUCAGCCGAGGACAAGCCCUAUGUUGACGAGGCAAGAAGGAAUUUAAUUGAGUGGCUGCACAAGUACGUUUAGCAGGGGCCAAGGGUACACUUUCUCAGAAUAGCUCGCAUGCAGAAAUUUGCUUUGGGAUACUUGGGUCGUUUAAUUUUUACUAUCUUGAUAUAAAAUAAAUCCAGGAAUCCUGAAAUUCAUUAUUCCAUCUCAAACAUAAAUGCAGUAGGAAAUGUUAAUGCAUGAUACGAUUUAAUUUUGAACACAUACACUAGGGGAAAAACAGGUCAGUACCUGAAGAAUUUGAAUGGUAGAGUUACCAUCCUGUUGGCAAAAACCUAGGGCUGCUUAUGGACCAGCUGACAGCUCAGCCAUGGACUUCGUGGUUCUUCAUUAAGUACAUUCUUUAAAACGAUGGGUGUGGCAGAGCCAUGAAGAGCAUGAAUUGUAAACUCAGAUUCAAAGCCCAGCUUCCUUGGGCAUUUGUCUGUCUUAACACGGAUGAGUCGGUCAUGUUCGUGGAUUGCACUGGGAGAAAUACUGAGGCUAAAAUAGGGUUUCGUUGACCUAAUUAUAUUGAGCCAAUAAACUUACUUUCUGAAUGCGUGGCUUUUUCUAAAAGCUAAUAAAGAACAAUGGAUUAGAGUG
This is a messenger RNA of Panthera uncia (snow leopard), 2640 nucleotides long. RefSeq names its product carboxymethylenebutenolidase homolog (gene CMBL). Bases 1336 to 2073 code for a protein of 245 amino acids. The transcript is spliced from 6 exons. Gene Ontology annotation, molecular function: hydrolase activity. The record is from RefSeq and is a predicted model, not a curated record. Lineage: Eukaryota; Metazoa; Chordata; Mammalia; Carnivora; Felidae.